AUGAAUUAACUUGAAAUUAGUGAUGAAGGAGUUGCAGAACAAAUUGUAGAAUUAUGUGAGCAAAUCAAUGAAGGGAUCUGGAAUGAUGAAUCUGAAAUUUUAGAGUCGUUUAAAGAAAUAUUUGAAAAUUUGAAUGAGUAAAAGUAAAAAACUGCUCUUGUUUACAUUAAGAAUAAUUAAUCAACCUAAAUAUAUGUUAAGAAACUUGAAUUGUAAUUCUUAAAUACAGAAGCUCAUUAACCUUAAAUAGAAGAGGUAAUUGAUUAUAAAAAUAUAUAUAAAUAAAUAACUCAUCAACAUACAGAUUGGUAAUAAUUAAUAAAUCUCUUAAAAUAAAAAGAAUUCUGUGAAUAAAAUAAUAUUAAUCCUGUAAUUAUAAAUAAUUUUGAAAUUCUAUAAAAACUUAAAGUAAAAUUAUUCAGCCUAUUAAAAAUAAGUGAACUAACAUAAAUUAAAGAAUUUGGAUAUCCUUAUUUGAAUAUGAUUAAAGUUUUAUUAGGAUUUAUUGAAAAGGAUAAUGAUCUAGAUGAAUCAGAGGCAAAAAAAUUAGAAAUGAUUAUUGGAGCUUUAUUAGAAAAAUAAAUAAUGUAAUUUUUAGAAUAUGAAGAUAAUUUAUUUUAAUCUUAAAACUCUGAAAUGAUCAAAAAAAUGAUCUUUGCUAUAUAACAAGAAGGAAAAAAAUAUUAAGAUUUUUCAACUGAAUUAUGUUCUCUCACCUUUGAUUAAAAAAUGUUUAUUAAGAUAUGUACUAUUCAAACAAAGGAAAAAGCAUUAGAAAAUAUCAGAAAAUAAAUUUCAUUGUUAUUUUAUUGUGAGAACUUAAAAUGGGAAUAAAAAUUGGAGAUGAAAAAUAUAGAUUAAAAUAUUCUUAAGUAUCAUGGAUUUGAAAGUUUAUACUUUAGCAUAAUUUUCUACUUUUGGCAGUAAUACUGUUAUCAAAAAUAUGGUGAAUUGAAUCAAUUUCAAAUUAAUUUAAAAAAAUUGACUAAAAUUGAAUAAAAAUCUAAAUUAAUAAAGGGUUUUAUUUCUAAAGCAAAAUAAAAUAGUUAAGAUUAAAUUUAUCUGUUUAUGAUCCAUCAUUCAAUACAAUUUUCAUCUGAAAAAAAAGAAUAUAUUAUUGAUGAAGAAAAAAUAUAAAACUAUUAUGAAUUUUAGCAAAAUAAUUAUAAUUAAAUUUGUACUGUAUUUGAAUGCAGAAUAGAAAAUUUUUUAUAAACUGAUUUAUAUUGUUAAUUAAACAAUUUAAGAUUUAUACCUUUAUUUAAUUUGAAAAAGAUAAUCCAAUAAAGUAAAUAAAAUUAAUAUGUUGAUCAAAUUCAAACCAAACAAUAAAUUGAUAUAAAUUUAGAUAAUGAUAUUACUUAAAUACAGCAAAAUCAAUCAAUAAAACAAUGUUCAUAAGAUAUUAUCAAUCAAUGUAUUGAGACAAAUUUAACAGAAUAACAAGUUUGUAUUAUUUCACUGUUAUUUUAAAAUCCUUAAAGAGAAUUUUAUAAUUAAACGAUCAAAGAUUUAGUAUUAAAAUUUAUAUUUCAGCAAAGUGAUGACAUUCAUACAUACAUAAAUGAAUUAAUAAAUUAAGAAUAACAUUUAUCAUUUGGAGAGGUUGUAUUAUUAUUAGAAUUGUUGAGUCCAAAAUUUGAAAAAAAUAUAAUAAGUAUCAUAAAACUCUAUAAACUAAAUUAAUCCUUAAAACUUAUUAGGGUAGUAUUUUGCUUAAUUUAAUUUUUUACAGUUAAUUAAUAAUUAGUAGGAAAGCAAGAAGAAUUAUAAAUAAAAGAAUCAUUAUAAUUAUCAGUAGAAUUAACCAAGUAGUUAUUGUAAUUAAAUGAAAAAGAGUUACUUUCACUUAAAAUUCUGUUUGGAAAGAAAAAAUUCUAAAUACUUUUAGUGGCUGUAGUCAAUUAAUAUUUAAUUUCAGACAUUAAAGCUAAGACUUAUUACAUGAAAAUUCUAAAAAUAUUAGUCCCAAUGUGUCCAGGAAAAUAUCAUGUUUCAAUUUAAACAUUCAGAAUCUUAUUUUUAAGUAUAAGACCUGGGUUAUUGAAUUACUUAUUCUCAUUAAGUAAAAAGCAAAACAUUACACAAGAUGAUUUUAAAAAAACCUUAAUAAUAAUUUUUACAAUUAUGGUAAAUAAGAAUCAAUAGACCUCAAAAUUUAUACUGUCUAACCUACAUUAUUUCUUUACUCAGUCUUGUUAUGAUUUCGAUUAGAUUUGGAGAACUAGACAAAUGUAAGUUAUGGAUAAGCAUAAUUUUAAGUUUAACCUAAUUAAAUUCUUAAAUUCCAGAUACAUGAUCAAAAGUUUGGUGGAAGAAUGCUUUUCUCUAUUUAAGGAGAAUCCUCAAUUUUAUAAGGAAUAGCUUGGAAAAGUAAAUUAUUUUAAAAAUAUCUAAAUACAUUCUGUUUAUUUUCUCCAAAAAAAUAUAAUUGAUUAAUGCCCAUCAGAUGGUUGCUUUUCACUUGAAGAUUUCAAUAUCUCAUUAACUGAAACAUCAUCCCAAUAAGAGAAGAAAAUUGUGUAGGAUUGGAUGGAUAAUAUAAAGGAUACAUAAAAAUUUAAAUAACUAAUUCCGUUUUUUUUUAACAUUAUUAAGAGAGGGGAGUCAUCAAAAAAGUUAUUGUCAAUAAUCACAACAUUCAAAAACUAAAAUAAAGAGUCUAUAAAAAUUAUCAGCAAUAUGAAAGCAUUGUUUUAAUUAUUUUAUAACAAUUCUAAUGAUGAACUUAAGGUUAUGUUACUUAAACUCUACCAAAAUAUGUAUCCUGUCCCUUUAAUUUUUCAAAAUCCAUCUUUAUAAACUGCUAAAGAAGAAAUUGAUUUAUAUGGAUUUAAUGAGAAACUGUAUUAUGUAUUUUAAACAUCUUUUCCUAUCAUUAAUUUUUCCUUAAGCUAAAAGUAAGCUUAAAUAGGGAAGACAGAGUUAAUAAAUUAAUUGUUUUACUAGUAGGAUAAAUUUGAGACAUAGGAUACUUGCCAAUUAAAUAACAAUACUAUUGAUAUAAUGUUUGAUACAUAAUUUAAUGGAUCAAGAAAUUUUAGUGUUGCUGAUGCUCAUGGCUAAUUUCCAAUAGAAUUAUUAGUUAAAAUUUUGCCAUUAUUCCGAAUGUGGAUUCUACAAUUUGAUUCAGAAUAUGAACUUAUUGAAAAUUAUAGAAAGUUAUAGGAAAUCAAGAAAAGCCUGCCUAAACAAAAUUCUACAAUAUGUUUUAUUAUAAGAAAUUACAAAGGAGAGUUAGAAGAGAAUAUUAUUAAUGAAGAAUUAAAGAAAAAUUUAGAGCAGUUGAAAAAAGAAGGAAUAAAAGUACAUAAAAUAAUUGAUUUGGCUUAGAAAGGUUUGGAUAAAUCUUUAAAAGAGUAAGAAUUGUAACUUGCCUAAUCUUUUAUUUUCAAUGAGAUCACUAAAGUAAAUUAACAAUAAUCACUAGUCACUAAUUAAGAUUUUUUAGGAAUAAUAUAAAAAUUUGAUUCAAAAGAAAAAAAAGUAUCUCAUUAAUUUUUAUAAGACAGGUUUAUCAUUAAAGAUUUAGAAAAUGAACUAAAUAGAUUGGUUUAAAAACCUAUGGGAUUUUAUGAUUAAGAAGCUUUUCCAAUUAGAUCCAUAGAAUACCAAUUAAAGAUUUUAAAAGAAAGAGAAAUCUAAUUGAUUCAAUAAAAAAAUAAUACAAGUUAAAUUUAAACAAACAACUAAAAGGAGUUUGACAAAAAUCAAGAUAACAAAGAAUAUGAAGAAACAAAGUAAUAAAUAAUCAAAUUAGAAGAUUCAAUUAAGAACGCUGAAUUAUCAAACCUUUUAAAUAUGUUUUGUAAAAUAUUUGACUAAAGCUCAUACUAUAUUUUAUAUUUAUAAUUUACAGAUUAAGUUAGAAAAUUUAAUGAACGUAACACUUAUGAAUUGUAGGAAAAAAAUCAAAUUAUUAAUGAAAAAUUGAUGAAACUUAAAAAAGACAGGGAUUAAAUAAAGCUUAAAAAGAAUGAAACUAAUAAAGAAUCUUCAUCAAUAAUAAAUUAUGAUGGAAAAAAUAAAAUAUAUAAAAAAUAACAAGAUGAACUAAAGCAGGAACUAAAAUAAAAUUUGGAAAAUAUAGCAUUCAGAAAUAUUGGGAUAGAAAUGUUUUGGAGAGAGCUUAUUGCAAUCAAUUAAAGAAGUUUGGCUCCUAUAUAAAUUGAUCCAGCAGAUAAGGUAUAUGAAAUGAUUAAAAAAGGGGAACCUUUUGAAUUUCUAGACGGAGAUUCUCUUUAGAUAAAUGCAAAAUUUUUGGAUGAACUUAAAAAUAAAUUCACAAAUUUGGGAAAAGAGAAGGUUUUAGUAUUAAGUGUUUUAGGACCUUAAAGUUCAGGAAAAUCUACUAUUUUANGAAAAAUUUAGAGCAGUUGAAAAAAGAAGGAAUAAAAGUACAUAAAAUAAUUGAUUUGGCUUAGAAAGGUUUGGAUAAAUCUUUAAAAGAGUAAGAAUUGUAACUUGCCUAAUCUUUUAUUUUCAAUGAGAUCACUAAAGUAAAUUAACAAUAAUCACUAGUCACUAAUUAAGAUUUUUUAGGAAUAAUAUAAAAAUUUGAUUCAAAAGAAAAAAAAGUAUCUCAUUAAUUUUUAUAAGACAGGUUUAUCAUUAAAGAUUUAGAAAAUGAACUAAAUAGAUUGGUUUAAAAACCUAUGGGAUUUUAUGAUUAAGAAGCUUUUCCAAUUAGAUCCAUAGAAUACCAAUUAAAGAUUUUAAAAGAAAGAGAAAUCUAAUUGAUUCAAUAAAAAAAUAAUACAAGUUAAAUUUAAACAAACAACUAAAAGGAGUUUGACAAAAAUCAAGAUAACAAAGAAUAUGAAGAAACAAAGUAAUAAAUAAUCAAAUUAGAAGAUUCAAUUAAGAACGCUGAAUUAUCAAACCUUUUAAAUAUGUUUUGUAAAAUAUUUGACUAAAGCUCAUACUAUAUUUUAUAUUUAUAAUUUACAGAUUAAGUUAGAAAAUUUAAUGAACGUAACACUUAUGAAUUGUAGGAAAAAAAUCAAAUUAUUAAUGAAAAAUUGAUGAAACUUAAAAAAGACAGGGAUUAAAUAAAGCUUAAAAAGAAUGAAACUAAUAAAGAAUCUUCAUCAAUAAUAAAUUAUGAUGGAAAAAAUAAAAUAUAUAAAAAAUAACAAGAUGAACUAAAGCAGGAACUAAAAUAAAAUUUGGAAAAUAUAGCAUUCAGAAAUAUUGGGAUAGAAAUGUUUUGGAGAGAGCUUAUUGCAAUCAAUUAAAGAAGUUUGGCUCCUAUAUAAAUUGAUCCAGCAGAUAAGGUAUAUGAAAUGAUUAAAAAAGGGGAACCUUUUGAAUUUCUAGACGGAGAUUCUCUUUAGAUAAAUGCAAAAUUUUUGGAUGAACUUAAAAAUAAAUUCACAAAUUUGGGAAAAGAGAAGGUUUUAGUAUUAAGUGUUUUAGGACCUUAAAGUUCAGGAAAAUCUACUAUUUUAAAUAAAAUAUUUGGAUGCCAUUUUUGGACAAGUGUUGGUAGAUGUACAAAAGGUAUUUAUUUAAAUUUGUUGAAAAUCUAAUUUAAAGAAUACUUUAAUAAUUUAUUUGAUUAUAUAUUAAUACUUGAUUCAGAAGGAUUAUAGAAUCCAAAUCAGAUUGAUCCUGAGUUUGAUAAAAAAAUUGCUCUUUUUGUCUUGGCAAUAAGUGAUAUCAUUUUGAUAAAUGUUAAAGGAGAUAUACAUCAACAAUUUAAAAAUUUGGUUGAAAUGUGCAUUUUUACUUUAGUAUCUAUGAAAUCUAAUCUCUCUUCUAUAAAGUAAUUAAGUUGGUGUUUUAAUUAAAAUAACGAUGCUAACAAUUUUGCUCCAUUUUUAAACUAAAUACAAGGAAUUGCCAAUAGUUUAAAUUUAGAAUAUAAUAAUGAGUAAGAUGCAAAAAAUUAAGCCAUUGAUUAUAAUGAAUUUUUAAAUAUUUCGAAAGAAAAUAUUUAAAUAUUAGGAUUUGCAUGUAUUGAGAAAUUAUGGAGAAAGAAUGAAAGUUUAGGUAUUAUUAACGAUUGGAGAUAAUUAAUAAUAAAUGAAACAUUUUCCGAAGAAGCUUAUCUUUAUGGAAUAAGAAUGAUUAAGAAUUUUAUAAUAAAGUUUUAAUCAUAAACUGACACCUCCCAAAUGUAAAGUUUAAGUUUGUUCAUAUAAAAUAUAAAUACUAAUUGGUAAACUAUUUGUAAUUUACCAGAUUUAUUGGAAUUUGCUGAAUUAAUCUAAUACAAACAAGAUUAAUUGAUGAAAAAUAAAUUUGAACAAAUUUAUGAUGAUUAAAAUUUUAGUUUUAAGAAUGAAAUAGCAAAUGAAAUAAAUGAUAAAAUUCGCAGUAACCCUGUAAAAAACUUGACCUUUUUUAAUAAAAUUUAAGAUGAAAAAAAUGAAGAUCUUAGAAUAAGGUUUAGCUAAAUUGAACAAGAUAUAUAAGAUAAACUACUAGCAUUUAAAUAAGAUAAACAAAUUUAAAAGAAGAUUUACUUGAAAUAUUUAAAGCAAUUAAGCCAACGUAUAAAUAGUUCCUUAAAAGAUUCAGAAGUAAUCGUAUUUGAAGAAAUAAAAAAUAUUGAAAGAGAGUAUCAAAACAAAAGGGGAUUUAAGUCACUUGAUGACUUUAUUCUUGGAAUUAGCAAAGAUCCAGAUUAAUUAGCUUAAUUCAAAGAAAAUGAGGGUGAAAUUAAAGCUGCAUUUAAUAAAUUAUGGGGGGAUAUUACAAGAGAAUCAGAGCAAAAGCAAAGUGAAAUAUUACAAGAAUAUUCUACCAAGCAAUAUUAAUGCAUUUCUUCUUCAUUCAAUGAAUACAAAUUAAACACAUAAAAUGAAUAAUUAUAUAUAACCUCAUUUCUUGAGAAUAUUAAUAAUAAUUCCCCUUUUCGAUAAGAUUUCGAUGAAAGAAUGUAAAUUUAUAAUAUUUUUGAAAAAGAAUUAAAAAGUUAGGUUUAAUUUCGACCAAUUUUUAACACAAAAGAAACAAUGAGAUAUGGAGAGGUAUUCCUUUAAAAUUUAGAAGAUCGGAUGAAAAGACCUAAGACUAAAUAUGAUGUAAUGGAUAUUAACAAUUAUUACUAAUUUUAAAUCACUGUUUAUUAUGUUGAAAAAAAAACUUUGGAUGAUUACAUUAAAAAAGAUAAAAAAGAUAAAAAAGAGGGAUUAAUUAUUGAUUUAAGAAAAAUAUUAGAAAGAUCUGAAAAUAAUCAAAAUUAACCAAAAGGGAAACAAAAAUAAUAGUAAGCAGAUUAAUAUUUAUACUAAUGUUUGGAUGUAAAUUCAUUUGGUUAAUAAUAUGAGAGUGUCAAUUCUCAAUUUUAGUAAUAUGAGAAUGUAAAUCCUCAUAUUUAAUAAUAAUUUAAUGUCAAUACUCAGAAUUAAUAAUAUAUGAAUGUCAACACUCAGGUUUAAAAAUUAUUGCUACUAUUGGACAUAUUCAAAAUCAAAUAUGAUUCAAAACUUAGGAUAGAUUUAGUAGAGACAAUACAGAAUCCUUCACAGUGGAAAUUCUGGUCUAAUUAUAAUAAGUAAGUGAUAAAUGCUUUUGAAACAUUUUAAGAGUCUUUUAAAGAGUUCGAAAAAUAAAAGUAACCCUUAAUGGAUUUUACAAACGACACAUUUAUAAAAAAUAUUAAAGAAUACAAUAAAGGAUUAGAAUUAAAGACUGGUUAAUAUAUUUUUUCUGCAUUAAAAGAAUUAGAGGAAUUUAUUUAAACUUUUGAACAUAUAAUAAUUUAUAGGGAUAUGACAAUAAUUCCUAAUUCUUCUAGAUAUUAAUAAUUAGAAACCAGCUUAAAAUACAUUUAGAGAAAGGAAAGUAGUUUUUAGGAGAAUUUUAGACUUAAUUUUAUAAAAGGGUUUUAAACAGCAAUGUUUGAAGAGAACUAAAAAUUAUAGUAAAAUGAAAAUUGCUAAUAGAAUGGGUUUUCAAAAUUUCAGUAGAUUAAUAGUUGGUAAAUGAUGUAUUUCUCAAUUUAUGAUGCAAUUAAAUCAGAAAUGACAAAGGCUCAUCAAGAAAAUGAUAAAAAGGACAACUCAGAUAGUGAGGAGAUAUCUUAAUAAAACACAAGUUUGAUAAAAAUUAUUAUGUCUAAAAUAGAGCAAGAAAUAAUAAAUUAUAAUAAGAGCUUUGCCAAUUUUGGCAUAAUAUUAAGUGGAAUUGGUGAGAGAUGCAUAUAUUAUUAUUCCAUGUUAAUAAUUUGGCGAUUUACAUGCUACAAAAAAGGAAAAGGAGUUUAAGAAAGUAUAUAAAAAUUUGAGAGUCUAAAAGAAAAUUAAUUAUAGAAAUUUAUUGCUGAUAUUAAAUAAAAUAAGACUGAAUAAAGUAAGCUAAAAGCUGAGGCUUUUAUUUGUAAUUUUUAUAAAAGUUAUAUCUAAUAUUUUUAUAGAGAUAAUUAAACAACUUUUGGUACUGAAAUAAAAAAUAAAAACAAAAUGACAAGCACAGAAUUAAUUAAGCUUUUAGACAAGACUAUUUUAGAAGAUUAUUAAAAAGACAAUUAAUUAAAAAAAUAUUCAGAUGAACAAAUAGUAUAAUAUAUAACUGAUUAAACUUAAUUUAUUGAAAAUUAUGUUAAGAAUGAAGUUGACAAGAUAGAAGUUGAAAUUAAAGAUUUGUUUGAAAAUAGAUUAAGAAAAAACCUAAACUCAAUUUUAGAAAAAAUUAAUGCUAAUGUAUAAUAAUUAAGAUCUCACACUGAUAUUCAAAAUCCUCCCAUAAAAUCAAAAGAGUAUUUUGUAAAUAAUGAGAAUGAUAAUAGUAAUGAUGAAUUUUAUGAAAGUAAACUUUUUGAUUUGAUAAUAUCAUGCCUACUAGGUGGAUAAUAAAAAAUGAAUAAAUUUCAGAUUUCGAAAGAAUACGAAGAAAUUUUUUCUAUUGAUUCUUAUCAAAAGAUAGAAGCUAAUAUUUUUGAUAAAUCUAAAUUUUAAGAAUCAGAAUUAUAAAUAUAACUUUUACAGCCUUUUGCAACUGAAUUAUCAAAAUAGUUAAAUAUUCAUAUUUAAAAAGCAAAGAAUGAAAGUUUAUCUUUGGAAAAAUUUAAUAGUUAUUAAGAACUAUAAACUAUAAAAUUAAAUAUGAUUGGCUGUCGUCAUACUUGUCCUAUGUGCAAGCGUAAAUGUGAUUAAUCUUAUUCAAAUGACCAUAAACAUAAAUGCUCAAAUGGUCAUUAACUUAGAGGUAUCUAUUAUUUUAUAUUGUUAAGGGAUGAAUGGAGUUUUAAUUGAAAAUACUCCUUCUUUAUUCACUUGCGAUGAAAUGGAUGAUGAAAGCCUAAUUGAAACUCUAGAAACAAAAGUAAGAAAAAAAUGGAAAGAUAUAAGAAAAAUAUAUGAUGAUUGGAUAUUUAAAGGUCUUGAUGAAACAGAUUAAUAAACUAUUAAAGAAAAGAUGAUGAAAGUAUGGAAUUAAGGGACUGGGUAAAUGAUAUGUUAAUAACUAAAAACAUAGUUAAAAAAAGACAUCAAAUUUGUUCUAAAAAAUAAUUUUUAAGAUGUAAUUAGGUAGCCCAAAAUUCAUUAUAUUUUUAUGCUUGAUGAUUCUUAUUCUAUGAAAGGAAAACGUUGGGAAUAUGCAAAAUCUGGUUGUUUAGGUUGCAUGCUAGAAAUAUAGAAAAAUUUAAAUGCUAAAGUCAGUGUUAUUAUUUUUAACUCAUAUGCUAGAACUGUUAUCAAUUGUGAAAUUGUAAAUCUGGGUGAAAUGGAGAAAAAAAUAUAAUUUAAUAGUGGGGGUACCGAUUUUGGGACAGCAUUUUAAGAAACAUUUAAUUUAAUUAUCCAGCACUAAAAUGAGGCAUUUGAAAAGUAAAUAUUUAGAAAUAUAUAGAACUGAAAUAUUAUUUUAUACUGAUGGUGAAGCAGCUUAUCCACAAUAAAUUAAACAAUUUAAAGAACUUCCAGAGCAUUAAAAAGCUAGAAUAUUUCUUCAUUGUAGUAGCGAAGAAUCAAAUGCCACAACAUUAUAAAUGAUUGUAAAUGAAUUGAAUGCUUGCCUAAUUAAAUCUGAGUUGAAAUAAAAGUUUUAAGUAACAGAACUUUAAAAGACUUGGGCUGAGAUCGUAAGUAGAGAAUACCAUAACCUAAAGGGUUGA
Molecule: messenger RNA, 10066 nt
Organism: Paramecium pentaurelia
Lineage: Eukaryota; Ciliophora; Oligohymenophorea; Peniculida; Parameciidae
Source: the annotation of a GenBank genome assembly